GAAACAGCCUUGACACACGUCCGGUUGCGGAACAACACACAGGACACAAAACUCACUUUCUCUGUUUCUGGGGGUAUAUUUGAGAUAAACUCAUCUGUAUUCCGUCCUUCUUUAUUACUUUGAAUGAGAAAAGAAAACGUUUAUUUAAGUGAGAUAUAAAGGUAGUAAUAAUUGUGCGUCGCGGUGGGAUUGAAAAGGCAGGCGACAGGCGCUUCACUGAGUGAUUUGUUAUUUGGCUCAGGCGUUAUAGAUGGAGAGAGGGUGUGCACAUUUCAGAGGAGAUCGCUUUCCGAUAGCGCGUGUGGAUUGAAUGGAACUGCGGAAUUGAGACGGAAGGCAUUCUUGAUUCUAGAGGAAGAAUGAUGCGAAAAUCCAACGGGAAAAUACCACUAAAUGUUUUAUCUCUAAUUGAAAGGGGUUGAUUUAUAAUGACAUAGCCCACCUAAGUGUUGCAUUAGUAUACAUAUCAACUUGCCACGUAAUUGGUUACAUUGGAUAGUCAUAGUCUUAGAGUUUAUUGUAAAAUCGAAAUAAAUUGGAUAAUUAAUCUUGGCACGAUUAAAAUAUUUUUUUUUUAUCAGGUCAAAGAAUUGGAAUUUAGCACCACUAUAACCAGUCUUAUUACUUUACACAAGUAGGCAUUAUUUUCCUCUAUUGGAAACUAAUUUUAAUAUUUUGGAUUUUGAAGAAAUGGCAAUCAACAUAGACACUGAAUUCGAGAAAUCUACCCUGGGAGAGAGCCGCGGCGCGCCCGCCAACGAGUCUCAGGAGACGGAGAAACUUCUCAGCACCGUGACCACCAAGCCCGCUGGGGGCAACGGUAUGAAAAUGUCCUCCUCCUUCACGGUCAACGUGGGGAGCGACAAGAACCUGGAUGUAGACCAGAACGGCCACAGUGUGCCCUUUAGGUCGGGCUCUGCAGGGCACCUGGCCGCUGCCCCCCUUUCCCCGUCCCGGGUCAGUUUGAGUCGCAGUUGCACCUCUUCCAUCGGGAAUGCCGCGGUCCAAGAGGCGCAAAAGCCCAAAGACUAUCUCAUACUGGUCAUAUUGUCCUGCUUCUGCCCUGUCUGGCCCGUCAGCAUUGUUGCUUUGGUAUUUUCAAUUAUGUCCAGAAACAGCCUGCAGUCGGGAGACAUGGACGGCGCUAAGAGACUGGGUAAACUGGCUCGACUCCUCAGUGUUGUUUCCAUAAUCAUAGGUGUGCUCAUCAUAGUCGUCUAUGUAACGGUCUAUGUAACCAGUGUAUAGACCAUGAAACAAGAGCCCUGCUGCAAGCCAAGCAGAGGAUGCAGCAUGAAAAAAUAUAUAUAUAAUCUGUUGAUUCCGAGAUGAAAAAUAAAAAAUCAUCACCACCUACUCCACACUGUAAUUAAGAUCAAGGCAAACAAUUAAAAAGUUUAAAGAAGAGUAGGAAAUACAGUAGGAAAUACAGUAGCAAAUUAAUCAACCAAACCAAAAAGAUCCAGAUAUGCAUGCAUUAGAUUCCAGUAACAUUUGCUUGAUGAAGAAAAAGAAAAUCCUUGAUAUAAAAAGUGUACUUUAAAAGAACGUUGGACGAUUGACUUUAGGUUUGAGGCACUUGCUACUCUCAUUGGAUUCUAUGUGGAGUAAAAAAUACACUUAAGAUGAAGAAGACAGGGAUGAACAGAGGAAAAAAGUGAUACAAACUUUUCUGUAUCAAGAAUGGAAGGAGACCUUGAAAAUGGACUACAAGCUUUGGACUACAAACAUCAAGAAUAAUAACCUACAUAUAUACCUGGUUGGCCUGGCCUCCUGCAUUGAAAUCAUAUACAACUAUACAGAUAUAUUUGCAAUAUAAAUAUAUAUAGAUGUAUAUCCAUUUACAUUUUAUAAAAGUUGUGUAUGUUGGGCUAAGCUGCGAUGAUUGAGACUGUUAAGUUAAGAUGGCUGCCUGACCGGCAGUGGCUGUCGCCUAAUAUGGUUUGUCGAAGGAUGUAAUAUUUGACCAGGGAACACGAUUCAGAGAAUAUGUUUUUGAAUUUAUGUAGUUUAUUUUGUAGGUUUCUGACAAAAAUAAGAGACCACUUGCAUGCAUGUCUUGACUGUAGAUAGCCAACCUUUUUCAUUUUGUUUGUGAAUUCAUAUUUGUUUGUCUGUGUUUUUACUUGCUUAGAGACUUUGGAGAGUGAGUUGUACAUAAUGUGAGCGUUUCGGCCCCAUGUGGGUUGACGGUGGGUAAGGACUCCACAGAAACAGAAUACCCCCUCCCCCUUUCUUCUACCCCCCUCUCCAACCCUCCUUUCCCCUGCCUUGCUGUGGGAGGGGUCUGACUAUAUUGAUGCGCAUGCCUACCCUACCCUCCCCAUCCCCUCUCCAAACAUCCAUUGCAGAGCAUGGUUAUAAGGUCUGAGGAUAUUCAAUUUGUCAGAACCAUCACUCUCCCCGCCCACCACCCUCCUAGCUCCCCCUCCAACUCCAACACACCCUACCCCAGUACCUUGCCUCAUUACCUGGACUGUUAAUGUAACUUGUUUCACUGAAUAUAUUUUGUAGUACUUCAGAGACCAACGCCAAUCCUUAACCUAUUGCCACCGUGCUGUAUCGGUAUGACAUGUAUUUAUAUGAAGAAUAUAUAUGCAAUAUUAUAUAGGCAUGCUUUGGGAUAAACAGUACCCAGGUUUUUGUAUGUCACUGUAAGGACCUGCUGUAACGUUAAAUGAACAUUGUUUUGAGGUUUGAUUGAUUGGCAGCAGUUAUCUCUGUACAUGUACUGUAGCACACCAAUGUGUCACCAUGCCAUCUGGAAUAAGUCACACAGUUUGUUCAGAUCCAACUAUGGUAACACAACAAAGGACUGUUAUAUUGACACGCUUCAGAUGUUUACUGCAAGGUCAUAACACCUCUUAUAAAACCUUCAUAACCACUACAUAAUGCUUCAUAACACCCUUGUUUGGACUUACAUUCACGUUUGUAUUACUACUCAUAACUCAUUCUCUUCAACUCCAAUUUGAUUUCAAUACUGUAAGUUGACAUUAGCGAUUAUCAAUGGUUCCACUGCUUGUCUUAUCCUGGCAGAUAAAUGCAAUCAAAUCAUUAUCAUAUCAUUCUCUCUCUGGCCUCCUACACGAGGCCAGAGAGAGAAUGAUAUGAUAAUGAUUUGAUUGCAUUUAUCUGGCCUGAAUUUAAAAUCUUAAAAGAGAUAUAAAGUGAUUGAUAAAGCACCUGUAAUUGGUGAAAUAGGUCACCAUAUUAACAUUUUCGAGGUCUCAUUUAGAGGAUUCAAACUAUGAACACCUAUUGGUUAAUUCCAAUACUGCCCCUGUAUAAGCAUGCAAAGCACUUGGUCAAUCCAGAUCUAACCCAAAGCGAGCAUUGACAAAACAUUUCCAAUCAGAAAGUCACAGCAAUUAAAACCUGGAAACUCUCUUGACAAUAUAAUGUUACAAUUUUUGGCAUCUGUACUGUAUUUCUAGAAACAACAAAUAGAAAUAGGACCACAGCUGGUGAAUGACUCAACAUGGUCAUGAUGUUUAAAGGCACUGAACUCAUGACAGUACAUCUUUGGGUAUGAUAACCAAAAGGGCAGCAAGUUUAUGUUGCUAUAUAAGUUAUAUUGUACAGUAGGAAGCUCCUGCAGCCACAGUGUGCUUCACUGGACAGAUGGGCUGAAGAGACAUCCCUGUCUAAAGAGCUCUAAUGUUUAUCUCUGGGCAACAGGCAUGCACAAACUAACUUCCCACACACACCAAAAGGGCUUUUAGAAAACUAUCUUGGGGGGAGAAAGUAGAUGGCUGCUUUUAUGUCAUACAGUAAGAGCAAAUGGCAGAGAGAGAGAGAGAGAGACCCCAAUCAAGCAGGAGAGUUUCAGUGACUCAGUCUGCCAUUGAAAACCCAAAAUUCAACUUAAUUCCCAUAAGACAAAUUUGUAUGGUAAUUUCUCUGUUAUCACAUGAAAUACCACACUCACCUUCCACACUUUUCCAACACAUACUUCCCUGACAGUCUUUCUGCUGUGAGAUAUAUACGUGCUGUUCUGUGUCAGUAAAACAGUGACUUUCAAUUAAUGUCUAUUUUUUUAUGUCCUGAUUUUCCCCCCUCUAUGUUGUGAACAUUCUACAUGUCUGGAAUAAACAUUACAAUGCAUGGUC
Molecule: messenger RNA, 4109 nt
Organism: Coregonus clupeaformis (lake whitefish)
Lineage: Eukaryota; Metazoa; Chordata; Actinopteri; Salmoniformes; Salmonidae
Product: trafficking regulator of GLUT4 1
Exons: 3
Coding region: 691-1248 (185 amino acids)
Cellular component (GO): membrane
Source: RefSeq, a predicted model, not a curated record